Molecule: messenger RNA, 1980 nt
Organism: Phytophthora sojae
Lineage: Eukaryota; Oomycota; Peronosporomycetes; Peronosporales; Peronosporaceae
Exons: 1
Coding region: 1-1980 (659 amino acids)
Source: RefSeq, a predicted model, not a curated record
AUGGAUAGGAAGCGACUGUGCGUGGAGGUGGUGGGCGCCAGGAACCUCGAGAGUCCCCAGUCCGUGGACGCCUACUGCGUCGUGGGGCUCUGCGACGUCAAGCCCAGGAAGGGGGCGCGCAGCCGGCUCGCGGCCUACCCGAGCUUCCGGUCGUCCACGGUCACGGACUCCAGCAGCCCCACGUGGGCCCAUGUGGCGGAGUUCGUGGUGCCCGCUCGGCCCUCGAGCGUGCGCCUGCGGGUGCAGCUCUUCAGCGAGAAGAACUUCUUCUUCGACAUGUUCCCGUCCAGCAGCACCGGCAGUUUAUCCGAUGAAGAAGGUGGCGAGAAGGGGGCGGACCUAGCAGGGAACGCAGGCAAGGAGCAGAAGAAGGCGGCGGUGGUGGUGAAGCCCAAGCUCGUGGUGACUGGGUGGAAAGGGAUCCACGACAGUGAUAGCGACGAUGUCGUCACGCUCUCGGAGGAGGAAGACGAGGAGGAAGAAGAAGAGUUCGUGGAGGACGAGGCUUGGUCUGCUAUUGAGGAGAACUCGGCUGUUGCAGAGGAGAGCAUUGACGACCAGAUGCUGGGCGUCGUGGAGAUCAACUCGAGCUUGCUGUGCAAGCCGUCGAGGGUCGUGACCGACGCGUGGUAUAGUCUGGGCGGCACGAGGACCGGGGAAGUGCGGAUUCGAACGGCUUGGUAUGAACGCAGCAAAAGAGCGCUCACGGCGCAGGAUCGAGAAAUGCUGUUUGAGCAGCAUGUGAAUCAAGCUGUGACGAAGCCCAUGAACGAUUUUUACGGGUUUGCCAUCCCGGAGGCUGCCAGAGAGGAUUGGCUGCAUUUGCGCUCGUACCAGGACUGUCGAGAAGAGAGGCGCGUUGAGGAUUGGACCAAAUUGUACGGUACGCAGUUCCCGGAGCGUCUACGGCGUUGCUCGUACAAGGAGAAGGACACGGAGGAGAAGACACUCCUUAUGCAGCUGGCUCGUGCUGGGAUCCCGCGUCACUUGCGAGAACGCGCGUACAUGAACCUAUCCGGUGCGAGUGAGAAACAAGCAAAUGCAGGCCCGGAUUAUUACGCGAAUCUUGUCAAGGAAGCGGAGACGAUGGAGACGGAGACGUUCCGCCAAAUUGAACUUGAUAUCGACCGCACAUUUGGACACUCGGGAACGACGAUCUGCUCCGAGGCCGGGCGCGGCCAGCUUCGACGCAUUCUUCGAGCCUACUCUCUCCGUAACCCGUCCGUCGGCUACUGCCAGGGGUUGAACUUUAUUGUGGCGUUUUUCCUGCUGAUGGCGGACGAGGAAGUUGUGUUCUGGCUUCUGAGCGUCUUCUGCGAGGACCUCUACCCGGGUUAUUACUCUCCAGCGAUGGCUGACAUUCAGAGGGACAUGCGCGUGCUGAAGCAGCUGAUCGCUGAAGAGCUUCCUCAGCUCGACGACUUUACGGCUGAAGUGGGGCUGCCGUUGGAGCUUCUGGGCUCGCAGUGGUUGCUGUGCUUGUUCACGACAACGUUUCCCAGCGAGACGGUGUUCCGCAUUUUUGACUGCAUCUUCACGGAAGGGUCAUACUUUGUGUUCCCAGUCAUCAUGACGCACCUGCGGAAGCUGGAGCCGACGUUGCUGGAUCUCGAUGAAUUUCAUCGUGUGCUGUCUUCGAUUAAGGAUGCUGAAAGCGUGUGCAUUGACGGCGACUUGUUCAUGGCGGCUGUUUGCAAGGAGGCCGAGAGCAUUACGCCCAGUCGUAUUCAGCAGCUACGCGAGGAACAGUGUGGGUCCGUGCGCAGUGAGAUGGAGCGAGCCGAACGUGCCCGUGCGUUCAACCAGCAGCUCGCAGUCGUGUACCAGAUUCCUGCGUUCUCCAACUAUGCAGCAGGACUCCUGCGCUUUUUCCACGAGGAAGCGGAAGUGUCGUCACGCUCGGAUGUGGCGUUCGUGUUGACGAUGCUCUGUCAUGGCCUAGUGUGGCUGGCCGAACACUCCAAGCGUUGGCAACGCUGA